This is a messenger RNA of Dentiscutata erythropus, 1407 nucleotides long. The record is from the annotation of a GenBank genome assembly. Lineage: Eukaryota; Fungi; Glomeromycota; Glomeromycetes; Diversisporales; Gigasporaceae.
AUGCGAUCUUGGUAUAAUUUGGCCUUGAUAACGCUGGGUGUUUGCAUUAUAUACAAUACCUUGGUUACAGCCGAUGCACCGCCUCAUGUUCAUCAGUAUUGGCGUAAUACAAAUAUGGUUCGUACGAUAGACCUCUCUUCGUAUGUCGUUCGGGAGUCCACCGCAAUCGCUUCGCAAAAUGUCCACACUGAACCAGUAGGAGAAUAUUACUUUCCUAUUCCAGGUGGUUUGGCUGAGAAUUUAGCAUAUAUUGAAGUCAAGGAAAAAAAAACUGACAAGCUUUUUGAGGUUGAAAAAGUUGGAUCCGUUUCUGUAAAGUGGGUAUCUAAUCUUUUCUUACCGCGAACUGUGGACAUCCAAACCCAAUACUACAAAAUUUACUUUGAUCAUCGCAUUGAUCCACAAGAGAAGGUUUUAUUCAUCGUAAAAACAGCUUACAUUCAUGUGUUGACCCCUUACCCAUUUGAAAUUGCUCAAACUGGAAGACAAAACUUGAUAUAUCGUGGAAAUAUUUACGGGAACAGUGCAUAUUAUACGGAAAAGCAGAAGACCAAUGUCAAAUUGCCUACCUACAAUAUAAUAGGAUAUACGCAGAAAUCUGGCUCCGUGAGUCGUAGUGCCAACAUUAUCACCUAUGGAACAUUCAACAACCAGGAGCCUAGUGCGUUCGACGAGCUCUCAGUACACUAUGAAUUCCAACAGCCAAUUUUGACUGUUAAAGGUUUAAGGCGUGAUUUAGAAAUUAGUCAUUGGGGCGGAAAUUUGGCAGUUGAGGAACAUUUCAAUUUGACGCAUGAUGGAGCAAAGUUGAAGGGUCAGUUCUCACGUUUGGAAUAUCAACAAACACAAUAUAUUCAUCACGAAACUACUAUGGCUCGUGAUUUCUCAAUAAAUUUACCAGUUCACGCGUCGGAUGUAUAUUAUAGAGACGAGAUUGGCAAUGUAUCAACUUCACGAUUGAGAAACGAACGAGACACAACAGUUUUAGAAUUUAGACCGAGAUACCCACUUUUUGGCGGUUGGAACUACACAUGGUAUUAUGGAUAUAAUGUUCCUCUUGGAGAUUUUUUAAGGUACCAUAAGAGUGGACGAUACAUUUUGAAUAUACCCUUCGUUAACCCGUUACAUAACGCGGCUUUUGAUCAUGCACAAGUUAGAAUCAUUCUACCCGAAGGAGCAAGCAAUGUUAAAGUGGAAGCGCCAUUUCCAAUAAAUAGAGAAACUCAUGGAGUGCAUAGAACGUAUUUUGACAGUAAAGGGCGUUAUCUUGUUGUUUUAGAUAAAUUUAACGCAGUCGAUGAACAUUCAAAAAAUUUUCAGGUUUCUUAUGAAUACAAUUCUCUAGAAUUGCUAAGGAAACCAUUAAUAGCCACCACCUUUAUUUUAUGUGGAUUUUUAUUAAAUAUG